Gigantopelta aegis is the source of this 7644-nucleotide messenger RNA. Its product is annotated as choline transporter-like protein 1. The transcript has 17 exons. NCBI's taxonomy places the organism in Eukaryota, Metazoa, Mollusca, Gastropoda, Neomphalida, Peltospiridae. Gene Ontology annotation, cellular component: membrane. The record is from RefSeq and is a predicted model, not a curated record. Gene Ontology annotation, biological process: transmembrane transport. Gene Ontology annotation, molecular function: transmembrane transporter activity. Bases 1004 to 2956 code for a protein of 650 amino acids.
AUAAAAAGCAAUACCAACGAAAUCUUUUUUACAGCUGUCAAAUCUAACCUUGCUUCCUGAAAGUAAAAACGAGAAGACAAAAACACAUUGAACACUUAUUACCUAAGUGCAUCUGUUAUUGGUAGGCCUCACUCUGGGUUUAAUCAAAUCUCAGUGAUGGCAGGCUCUCUGCCAACCACGGGGUAAAAAGAUUUUGAUGCAUUGGAGUUUUAUUCAACUCAGGAUGGGCAUUACAAUUACAUUUCCCAGCUUUCCUGCCGUUUUAUUGGAGCCUGGGUGGCUGAGAUUGACUUUGCCUUGUCAAUACCGAUGGUGACCCGACCAUUUUAUCACGGUGCACUAUUGAAUCUUGUGGAGUCACAAUGUUUUUGUAUCCGUCACAGUAUCCAUCAAUCUUCCAUGGUUUCUUUCUCUGACAUUCUAUUUCCUAAUUAGUGUCAUUUUCCUGAUAGGGAAUAAUCAAUAUUUGUUUCUUAUCGGCGGGAUCCUAUAUGAAUUAUUCACUGCAGCAUAUAUGCACGGUGUUUGUUGCGACGUCCACACCUUCUGCCAUGUAAUGAUCUUGUCGAUACAUAAGACCUUUCCUCCUCCUAAUAAAAAGAUUUCCAGUGCUCCAAUGCCGCUUGCCGCUACCCUCAUUAUCGCCCGUGCUUGUAUUGGGAAUGUUAACUAUUUGUGAUCAAUGAUCAAGCCAUAUUGUCAAAAUCCGCUCAGUGGUGGAGUUGAAGAAAACAUGACGGGCUGCGGUUUGCCGACAGCAUUUUGUGGCAGUUUCGUUGGUGCAUGAAAUGCGUGGGAUUUAGCGUGGAGUAGUGGACUCGGGCAACCUGCCGUUAUCUAGUGCAUGACCGAGUGAGACUUAUUUCAUCUACUUGUGGCAGCAACAACAACAACGCACUGCAGAUAAUUGUAAAUAACGCUGCUUAGCUGUGUGCUUUACAGGUGACAGCUUCAGUUCAGGGCUCGGCUCCUCCUAGCAUAGAAUAACUCCAAUAGCCUCACCAUGUGUGGAAGUUGUUGUGGAGAGAAGGGUUCCAUUGAUGAGAAAGCUCUCCUCAGCAACCCCACAAAGAACCGAGGAUGUACCGACUGUCUGUCUCUCAUCAUCUUCAUCCUCUUCUGGGGCGGAAUGAUCUUCAUUGCAGCUUUUUCAAUCAGCAAAGGGGAUGCGUUCCGUCUCAUUUAUGGUUACGAUAGUUUUGGCAACACAUGUGAUGAGAAUAAUGAGGGAAAUGCCAUCCCUAAUAUUUCACUGUCUGGCCUCAACAUGAAGGGCAAAUCACAUGUGUUUUUCAUGGACAUUACAAGACCGACUGAGUCGAUGGUCAUCUGUGUGAACAAGUGUCCGGAUCGAGACUUCAAGGACCUGUAUGACAUUUAUGCCUUUACAGAGCGAAGCGGGUCCUACCUGUGUCGGUAUGACAUCAAAAUUGAAGACUACCAAAAACAGAAACAAGGUGUCCACGGGCCGUGUCCAGUAUCACCUGUUAAACAAAGCGAGCCGCUACUUAACCGCUGUGUGCCAAGUGAGCUGAUGUCACUGCCGGUUGGAAUACCGAGGGAAAUCAUCAGUUAUCUCAACGACAGUGACAUCUUCCAACGCGUCCUCGCCGAUCUCUACAGCAGCUGGAAGGAGAUGCUCGGACUCUGUUUCGUGGCCGUUGGUUUUGCCAUCUUAAUGGUUCUCCUCAUCCGGUUCAUGGCCUCUGUUAUUGUCUGGAUUAUCGUGGCUUUUACAAUCAUUGCAAGUAUAGCUGGGACAGCAUUCCUGUGGUGGACAUAUGCUGGUUUGAAGCAGAAACUGGACAGUGAAACCAAGUUGAAAAUACCACUACUAGCGGUGGACAUCAGCAGCGAAUCAGCCUUUCUUACCUUCUCCAUUAUUGCAACAAUUUUAACCGUGAUAUUGUUGCUGAUCUUGUUGAUAAUGAGGAAGCGGUUUGCGCUGGUUGUGGCGUUGUUUCACGAGGCGGGGACGUGUGUGGCGGCCAUGCCGUGUCUGCUGCUACAGCCCAUGUGGACGUUCUUCAUACUCAUCGUCUUCUUCGUGUACUGGGUCAUUAUUCUCGCAUACCUUUCUACAGCAGAAAUUGCCACAGUCAAUAAGCAAACAGGAUUUGUGAAAUUUGAACAGCAUGAGCAAGUUUCGUAUUUUUGGUGGUAUCACCUGAUUGGUCUGGUGUGGACCAGUGAGUUCAUCAUUGCAUGUCAACAGCUAGUAGUGUCGGGAGCUGUCGCACGGUGGUAUUUUACAAGAGAGAAGGAUCAGGUGAACUGCCCUAUAUGUGGAUCAAUCGGUCAUCUCGUUAUAUACCACCUGGGCACCGUGGCCCUGGGCUCACUGGUUAUCACCAUUGUCAAACUUCCAAGAUGGAUACUUAUGUAUUUGAAUAAACAAUUAAAAGGCUCAGAAAACCAGUGUGCCCGUUUUUGUAUGAAGUGUUGUAUUUGCUGUUUGUGGUGUCUUGAGAGGUGCCUUAAGUAUUUAAAUGCUAACGCUUAUACAAUAGUAGCUGUUAGUGGUAAAAACUUUUGUACAUCAGCUAAAAAGGCCUUUACGAUGCUUGUAACGAAUGUGUUACGGGUGGCAGCUAUUAACAGUAUAGGAGAUUUUAUCCUGUUCCUGGGAAAGCUUGGAGUAAUGGCUGCCACAGCUGCCUUUGGGAUCAUUUGGUUUAAGAGUCGAAGUGAUCUCCACUAUUUUGCCAUUCCAGUUUUGUUGGUGUGUGUCUUUGCCUAUUUUAUUGCUCACUGCUUUUUGUCAGUAUAUGAGAUGGUGAUAGAUGCUUUGUUUUUGUGUUUGUGUGAAGAUUUGGAUUUAAAUGAUGGAUCACAAGAAAGACAAUAUUUUGGAAAAAAAUCUUUACGGAGCUACAUUCAAGACACAAGCAAAGAGUUGAAUAAGAUGAGAAAGAAGAAAGGGGAGGGAGAGGCAGCAGAACCCGCUCAUUUGUAACCAGCUCCAGGGGGAGAUAACUCAUCUGCUGGACUUUCCCUGUGAUUUGGUGUCAUUCAAAAAUAGUGAUGGGAACAAUGACUCACACUAGACUUAGUGCUUGUCUGAUGUGUAUAAUUCAUCCAUUGACACAGUGACAUAAUCUGUUUUUAUCUAUAUUCUAUUCACAGAUAAAUAUUAUUGUUAUUUGAAUGUGUUAUUUCAGUUUGAUCAUGCAUGGAGAUUCCAAAUUCCUAGAUUCCAUCAUGUAUAAAAAUAGACGACUUUAUGACAAAAUAUCUGAUGAGACCUGAAAUAUAAAAAUAGUAAUAAACACCAUAAACAUUAAGCCAAUAUACAAAGGUGUGAAUUGAAUAGUACCUUGUGUACUGGUUUUAAAAGCAUAAUAAAAUGUGUCUUUUUAAAGCAGUUUAAUGUGCUUCCACUAUGUACAUGAUACAGGAGAACUAUUUUAUUUUAUACAUAUUUAAUCAUUCGAAUAACAAAAAAGAGGAUGGAAAAGUCCACCAUUUACAAAUAUACACUCAAAAUAACUUGGGGUGGGUAUGUCAAAUUUAUUUAAUAUUUAAAUUAUUUUCAUGAAAUUUGAAUGAAUUUGAUAGUUUUUUAAGAUCAUUUACCAUUUUAUCCUCCUUCUUCAUCUAAGAACAUUUAUUGCUAUUAACACAUGAUACGUGUGUUACAUAGAACUAGGAGUAUGGAAACUAUUUUUUAAAAAUCUAAAGUUUAUAAAUAUUUUGUAGAAAGCUUAUUUUAGAACUUACAUAAACACAUUAAUAAUUGGUCCAGUACCAAGCUUUAGCCAUUAUAAUAUUUAUUACAAUAAUUCAUUUGAUACAGAGGUGUAUAGAAUGUAUUUUUCUUAUGACUAAUAAACACAUUGCUUUUUUGCUAAUUCACAAGCUUAUGCUUGCUUUUGCAGAGUGCUGUGUUUUUAAAGAACAACUUGAAAAUGCAAUUAAUGUAUACUCAUUAUUUCCUUCACAACAAAUGCUCAAUUAUUGUGAAAGUGAUGUUCUAUUGUAUUGCUAAUGUUGAAUUCUGUAUGUAUAUAUGCAUGUGUGUGUGUGUGUGUGUGUGUGUGUGUGUGUGUGUGUGUGUGCAUGCAUGCGUGUGUGUGUGUGUGUGUGUGUACAUGUGUGCGUACGUGUCUUCUUAUCAUAUUGCCAAAAGCGGCACCACCCUAAUUUCUGUACUGUAUUGACUUUUGUUUUUGUAAUCAUGAAAAUAAUAUAAUUGUCAUGUAGAAAAUAUCUUGUAUUGUUGUUCCUGUAUAUUUUAAAAUAUUUCCCCCACACUUUUGUUAUGUCAAACUGCAAAUAUUUUAUUAAGUAAAUAAGUCGGGGAAAAAAUUAAUUUAGUGAGCUAAUCAUAUAAGAUUUUGAACCUAAAGCUGCAAUCUUGAGUAUAUUUGUAUUAUUUAACCAAUUAGGAUAGUCCAUCCACAUAUUGACAUUCUUCCUGAGACAUGGCAGUUUAAAGCUCAAAAGGCAGGAGACAUCAUUACCAAUUAGUACAUGCAGUACUGUUUAUUUUUAAAAUGGCAACUGAUUUGUAUCGAGGCAACGAACCAUAUCCACCGUCAGUGAAAAAAUGCAAGGUUUAUUAAAGCUAGAGUUGUGUUUGUAGUUUGCAUUAGUAAAUAAUGUUAUGAAAUCAGUUGACAUGAUUGCAGCUUUAAAACAUGUCUAUGGAUUUGGAGUUUUCCAUUAUACAUACUGUUAUCGCCAUCAUCAUUAUUGUUAAUCUCUUCAAUAACACUUACUACAUUUUCUUCUGACACACAGAAGACUGUACAUUUUUUUGUACAUUGAUGAAUUUAGGAUUCAAUUUUAUAUUGGUGAAAAUUGUUUGAAAAUAUUAUGAUGUAUUGUAGCUUCAUUCUACUACUACUACUACUACUAAUAUCAAUUACAACAGCUCACGUAUAUCCUGCAUAUCAGUACUUAAUUUUCUAAGUCUUGAUUUACCACAGGGUAGAUUGUGUUUGUGGAAUAGUUUCUGUCCAGAAUAUAUUUGUAGAAUAGGUUCUUUCUAGAACCCAAAAGGUAAAUACUGUACUCUUUAGCUACACUACACUUUGUGUGAAUCCCCCCCCCCCCCCUCCUGUAUAUCGGUACUAAAAGCUUCUAGUUUUUAUAACAUAGUGUUACCAUAGUCUCCUCACUCUAAGCUAAGUCAUUGCAGCUCAUGUCAAACAAUUAUUUUCUCUACACAGGAAUUGAAAGCUUCUAGUCUUUAGAACUUUAGCCAGUUAAUUUUUUUAGAUAUGGCCGUCUGUAGUGCAACAGUCAAAUUUUUUAGAUAUGGUUGUCUGUAUUAUAUUAGUGCAAUAGUCAAAUAUGUAUUACUAGUAUAUUUGUUUAAGUUGUGUUAAUCCGUUAGUGAAAGGUGAAGGCUUUUUUUCUUUUUUUCAUUGUUUAAUCUUGUAAAUAGUAUUUUGGUUUCAUUGUUUUGAUUUCGUUUACCCUAUUUUUGUUAUUAACAUAAUAUGAUUUCUAAACAUAAUAUUUACACAUAAAAAUUUCAAUUUAGUUGAUUAAUAUGAACAUUUUUGUUGUAUCUAUACUUACAAGUGAAUGUAGUGAUGUUCCUAGUGGUAUUAUUUGUAAAUUAGUUAUGUAUUUGCUUUUUGUUUUUGUAAAAAGUGUUUUCUUAUGAUCAUAAAUGAUAAUUGUGGUGCCACAUAUUGAGAUUAGAUGUAAAUUUUAAGGAACCAUUUUGCCCAGUCACUAACUGUAGUUGUACAGAAUUGUUCAGCAGAUAACAUUUGUUUCUACAAUGAAUGUAGAUCUUUCAGUAAUUAAAAGAUACAGAAAUAAGCAGCUCUCAACUUUGAGAAUACUACUUUAACAGAAACUGGUUAUUUUUAUCUGCUAAUAAUAAAAGAAAAUAUUAACUGAAGAUUUUCAUUCAAAAUUAGCUGGCUGAUUUUCAGAUUUUCUCAGUACUGCACACACGUGGUUCUAGUUUAAUGCUUAUAGUCCAGACUCAGGCUUUAAACUACUGGUAAAUUAAUAUGCAUGAAAUACAUGUAUGUCUAAUAAAAAAAUUAAAAAAAGCCAAAUUUAUGAAGCUUGUUUCUCUCAAAUAUAGGUUUUGUUUUUUUUUUAACCUCGACAAUGUAUGUAGUAACUGUCAGUAGUUACAUACUUGUAAAACAAAAGCAGCUUUUGUACAUUUGGCUCAUAAUGCUGAUUUUAUCAAUUAUUUACCUUCAUAGUGUUAGUAAUUUUCAUAUUUAUUAUUUGGUAUUUAGGUUUGCUGAUUUUUGAAUUAUGUUCAACUUAGCUUUUUGCUAAACAAUUAAAAUACUUAAUAAAUGAAAUUAAGUGUAGAAAAUUUUAAAAAAGAAAUGUUGAAUUUAAGCUGUUGCUUCUGUGAUCCUUUUUUUACACAACCUUUAUUAGGGUGAAACUUGUACACUUUUACUGUAUAUUUUGAUAACAAUGUUUUGUAUAUAUUUUGAUCAUGUUUCAAAUUUAAAGUGGAUUGAAUCUCACACGAUUGAAAAAUAUUCCAUUUUUAAAAUUGUAUUAUAUAUAAUGAGAAGAUUAAAAAAAAAAAAAGUAUUUUUAUGUACCUGUAUUGUCCAGUUUACUGUUAUGGACAUGCAGAUAUGGCAUCAUGCCAAGUGCUGCAACAGUUGGUGGUUCUUGUAACCUAGCAACAAGAUGUUUUCUGUUAAACAGGCUAAUUGUUUAUACAAACUAUUUUAAGCUGUUAAAUUGAAAGUUUAGUGGGAAGAAGCUUCUAUGUCACUGUCCCUAAGUGUAAGCAUUUAGUUAACCAUUGAUAACACAUUUCGUAAGGAAAAGUUAUUAUUAUGGCUAUCUGUAAUUAUUCCUUUAGUCUUUGUGUUAGAUGAAAAUUAAAUUUAUACAGCAGGUCUUCAGUCAAAAUCAAAUCUGUUCCUUUUCAACAUUUCUACAUUUCAGACAGAAACUUAGUUUCUUGUUUGAAAAUUUUUUUCUCACAUCUGUUUGCGUGAAAUUAGCUUCCAAGUGCACAUCACUCAUAUAUUCUGCUUGCAUUCCCCAACUAGGCAUUUUCAAAUCUUAUUUGGAAAUAAAUGAAAUCUUAUGUUCUUGAUCAGUUGACAUUUUUUGAAUGGUCAAACAUUCUAAUGACUUAAUAGCAUAUACAAAUAUAAGUUAUCAAGCACAAGUAAUUUUAUAUAUAGGCCUUUAAUAACAACAAAAAACUUUCUAGAUGACAAUAUCUUUUCAAUAAAUGGGUAGUAUUGAUUUGUAUUAGUACAGGAAGACUUGUUUCUAUACAACAAAUUUAGUUUUUUAAGAAUAUGGCAUGGUUCUGAAGAAUCUUCAGUAAAUAAAAUAUAAAAAUAUGAAAUUCAUAUUGUAAAUUUGCAUAAAUUUUAUUUGAACUCUUACUUUUUAUUUUGGUCUCUUUUUGUUAUUGAGAAUCAACAGACCACUGUUCAAAAGGCUAGUAAAUAGGGCUGCUUAGCAUGUUGUGUUUUUAUAGUUUAUGGAAGUCUGCAAUGUCAGAUCAUGAUUUUGUUAUCUGUGUUUCACCUGCUGAAAUCAUACAAAUCAUUUCAUACACAUAUAUUUUGAACAGCUUUGGAAUAUGUAUUCUAAUAUUUGAAUGAAUUUGAUGAACUUGUUUAAUGCUGUAUGAAACAAUAUGGAUAUAUUUGUACUGACAAUAAAAUUGUCAUCUCU